Molecule: messenger RNA, 813 nt
Organism: Ceratotherium simum simum (southern white rhinoceros)
Lineage: Eukaryota; Metazoa; Chordata; Mammalia; Perissodactyla; Rhinocerotidae
Product: annexin-2 receptor-like
Molecular function (GO): signaling receptor activity
Source: RefSeq, a predicted model, not a curated record
CGGUCGCUGGCUUCCCUCCGCCCCCGAGUCCUGGAGAGCAUAAAUACCCGGGCUGCUGGUACUGCUGAGGCUUUGCCUCCUGGUCCAGCGCAAACGCCUGUGUCCUCCUGGUCCGAGGUCUCCGCGAUGGAGCAGCAUUUUCUCGGUGUGCAGGAGGCUCGGGAUUCCGUAGAGGGGGCGCCAGAGCCCCAGCCUCCGUGUAUCCGCAGCUGCGACGAUUCUGAACGGUGGCCGCUCUCUUUCUACCACAUACUGGACCCCACACCGGAAGAGUCCUCGUGCCACGGCGAUGAUUUCCAUGGAGAACUGCUUUCUAGUCCUUGCUGGCGGCUGCGCUUGGUCUACAGGCGAAAUGGACCGUUGCCCCGAGCCCAGAGCACCUUGGAACCAAGCCCAGCCCCGCCCACUCGGGGCUUCUGGCCAGAGACACAGAAGCAGCCAGAGGCAAUCGUGGUAGACUUGGACCCAGCAGAGGAACCCGACGGACUCGCGUUCCAGCAGCUUCCCUGGGACAGGCUGCAAGACGCCGGCGACAGACAGCAGGACAGCGAGACCUCCGACAGCGGGCACCCUUCAGAUCGCCGCCGACCUCCCGUCCCCGCUUGGUGGAGCCACCACCGGCUUUUCUCAAGCUGCUUGGACUGGAUUGGUCGCGCAGUGCACACCGUGAGCUGUGGCUGCUGCCAGACCGUCUUUGGCUCUAAGGAGCCUUGAGAUGCAGCGAGAGCCUUUUUGGAACUUUCCCCAGGAAACGAUUCUGGGCUACAAGACCUGUCCGCUUACGGAAUAAAGAUGCAUUAAGGUGUCCCUUCA